UCUGUUUGGCAUCACAAGCCAGCCAGCAGACGGCAGAAGAAAAGAGGAAGUGGAAACAUCAGCACUAUCUCUACGGCAGAGGAGAGAGAGCGAGGGAGAGCGAGGAGAGGAAACACCAGCGAGUGACACGCUCACACACAUUCACAACACACGCAAACUCCCGACAUCGGCGCUUUACUGGAAGAAGUGUCCUCGCGUCGUCAGGUUUGGAUGAGCCAUCUUCAGUAGUACUGACAGAGGUGUGAGGCAGUGAGGCUCUCACCCCCGCCCCCCCGGCAGCCAUGCCGCCGCCGGCAGAUAUUGUCAAGGUGGCCAUUGAGUGGCCGGGGGCAUUCCCCAAGCUCAUGGAGAUAGACCAGAAAAAGCCUCUCUCAGCUAUCAUUUAAGAAGUGUGCGAGGGGUGGUCCUUGGGGAACCCUGAAAACUUUGCUCUGCAGAUUGCUGAUGCGACAAAUUUCUACAUCACAGAAAAGAAUCGCAAUGACAUUAAGAAUGGCUCAAUCCUUCGUUGACCACCUCUCCUUACCAGACAGCACUGCAGCUUCAUGAACGGAUCCAGUCAUCGAGCAUGGAUGCCAAGCUGGAGGCUCUUAAGGACCUGGCCAAUGCGUCCCGGGAUAUCACCUUUGCACAGGAGUUCAUCAACCUGGAUGGUAUCUCUCUGCUCACUCAGAUGGUGGAGAGUGGGACUGAGCGGUACCAAAAACUGCAAAAGAUAAUGAAGCCAUGUUUUGGCGACCUGCUGUCCUUCACUUUGACGGCCUUUGUGGAGUUGAUGGACCAUGGCAUCGUCUCCUGGGACACUUUCUCUGUGGCCUUCAUCAAGAAGAUCGCCAGCUAUGUGAACAAGUCGGCCAUGGACACAGCAGUGCUGCAGCGCUCCCUGGCCAUCCUCGAGUCCAUGGUGCUCAACAGUCAAGAUCUUUACCACAAGGUGGCACAAGAGAUCACUAUUGGACAGCUUAUCCCACAUCUUCAGGGGACUGAUCAAGAUAUUCAAACCUACACUAUAGCUGUCAUCAAUGCUUUAUUCCUCAAAGCUCCUGAGGAGAGGAGACAGUAUGAUGAGCACAUUGUGGACAUCCUAAAUUGUCCCCUGACAGAGAUGGCCCAUAUUCUUGCCCAGAAACAGCUGCGCUCCAUCAUUCUCAGUAACGUGAUCCGGAGCCCCACACCCAUUAAUGAUGAGAUGGCACAUCAGCUGUACGUGCUGCAGGUGCUCAACUUCAACCUACUCGAGGACCGCAUGAUGACCAAGAUGGAUCCUCAGGACCAGGCUCAGAGGGACAUCAUCUUUGAGCUGCGGAGAAUCGCCUUUGACGUGGAGUGUGAGCCCAACAACAGUGGCAGCAUUGAGAAACGCAAGUCCAUGUACACCCGUGACUACAAAAAGCUUGGCUUUAUUAACCAUGUGAAUCCAGCUGUGGAUUUCACCCAGAUUCCUCCGGGCAUGCUGGCUCUGGAUAACAUGCUGUACUUUGCCAAGCACCACCAGGACGCCUACAUCAGGAUUGUCUUGGAGAACAGCAGUCGAGAAGACAAGCACGAGUGUCCGUUUGGCCGCAGCAGCAUCGAGCUGACCAAGAUGCUGUGUGAGAUUCUGAAAGUGGGCGAGCUCCCCAGUGAAAACUGCCAUGACUUCCACCCCAUGUUCUUCACCCACGAUCGCGCCUUUGAAGAAUUCUUCUGUAUCUGCAUCCAGCUGCUCAACAAGACCUGGAAAGAGAUGAGAGCCACAAGUGAAGAUUUCAACAAGGUAAUGCAGGUGGUGAGGGAGCAGAUCAUGCGAGCACUCACUCUCAAGCCUAAUUCCCUGGACCAGUUCAAGAGUCGCCUGCAGAACCUGAGCUACACAGAGAUCCUGAAGAUACGUCAGUCUGAAAGGAUGAAUCAGGAAGACUUCCAGUCCCGCCCCAUCCUGGAGCUGAGGGAAAAGAUCCAGCCAGAGAUCAUGGAACUGAUCAAACAACAGAGGCUCAACAGGUUGUGUGAGGGCACUUGCUUCAGGAAAAUCAGUAGUCGCAGGAGGCAAGAUAAGUUUUGGUACUGCCGUCUGUCCCCGAAUCAUAAAGUCCUGCACUACGGAGAUCUGGAAGAGAGCCCUCAAGGCGAGGUGCCCCACGACUCUUUACAGGACAAACUGCCUGUGGCUGAUAUCAAAGCUGUUAUCACUGGCAAAGACUGUCCUCACAUGAAGGAAAAGGGAGCCCUGAAGCAAAAUAAGGAGGUGUUAGAGCUGGCCUUCUCUGUCCUCUAUGAGUCGGACGAAUACUUAAAUUUUAUCGCUCCUGACAAGCACGAGUACUGUGUGUGGACAGAUGGCCUGAAUGCCCUUCUGGGUAAGGAGAUGACCAGUGAUUACACCAAAUCUGACAUGGACACCCUGCUGUCCAUGGAGAUGAAGCUUCGCCUCUUGGAUCUAGAGAACAUCCAGAUUCCGGAGGUCCCGCCCCCGAUUCCCAAAGAACCUAGCAACUAUGACUUUGUUUACGACUGUAACUAGCUGUACAAGUCCACAAGCCCGAACCCAAACAAACCCUGAACCUACUGUAUUCACUGGACCAAUCCCCUUUUCUUAUAAACUGGAACAAGAAUAAAUAAUAAUAAUAAUAAAAAAAAAAACACAUAAUAUAAAAAAAAUGAACUGUGAUUGAAA
Molecule: messenger RNA, 2656 nt
Organism: Archocentrus centrarchus (flier cichlid)
Lineage: Eukaryota; Metazoa; Chordata; Actinopteri; Cichliformes; Cichlidae
Gene: elmo1
Product: engulfment and cell motility 1 (ced-12 homolog, C. elegans)
Exons: 23
Coding region: 569-2503 (644 amino acids)
Biological process (GO): actin filament organization; cell motility
Cellular component (GO): guanyl-nucleotide exchange factor complex; plasma membrane
Source: RefSeq, a predicted model, not a curated record